Molecule: messenger RNA, 1791 nt
Organism: Oncorhynchus masou masou (cherry salmon)
Lineage: Eukaryota; Metazoa; Chordata; Actinopteri; Salmoniformes; Salmonidae
Product: liver-expressed antimicrobial peptide 2
Exons: 3
Coding region: 1381-1617 (78 amino acids)
Biological process (GO): defense response to bacterium; antimicrobial humoral immune response mediated by antimicrobial peptide
Source: RefSeq, a predicted model, not a curated record
GGACCAGGCGAGAUGACUGCAUAGGUUGGUUUAAUGUACUGUAUGUGAAUACCAGGAUGGGGAUGAUGAGAGAGGACUAGAGCUGUUGCACCAGACCAUGACCCCCGUCUUGACCCCUAAUCUAUUAUACUGCAACAGGAGGUGUGAAGGAGCUUGUUGAUUCAGGAACUUUUCCUUUCUCUGUGUUACAAUGAAACCUCUUAAUUCUGCAACUCCAGGGGCGGCAGGGUAGCCUAGUGGUUAGAGCGUUGGACUAGUAACCGGAAGGUCGAAAUCCCCGAGCUUCAAAUCCCCGAGCUGACAAGGUACAAAUCUGUCAUUCUGCCCCUGAACAGGCAGUUAACCCACUAGGCUGUCAUUGAAAAUAAGAAUUUGUUCUUAAGUGACUUAAAUAAAGGUAACAUUAAAAUACAAAUGAAAUCUGGCCGUGAUUGGGAGUCCUAAGGCCAGGGUAGGCCGUCAUUGUAAAUAAGAAUUGGUUCUUUAACUGACUUGCCUAAAAAAAAUAAAUCCUGCUAGGAUUGUAGGAUUGUCUGCUAAAAUCACACCAAUGGACGAAGCUAGUCCAAGAAUGGAAUAUAGUCUGUGUUUGGCAGAACUAGUCCAAACCCCUAGAACAGGACCAUGGACGUUUAUCUGGGACUGACCAUAAUCAUAUAUCUCUGCAUGGUUGGAUCUUCCACUAACACACCAGACUAUAAACUGAACCACCAAUAUACAGUACUGCUGCUGAAUUCAUGUGAGACCACCGUGCUCCUGAACCCUGUAUAUGUGAGACCACCGUGCUCCUGAACUCUGUAUAUGUGAGACCACCGUGCUCCUGAACUCUGUAUAUGUGAGACCACCGUGCUCCUGAACCCUGUAUAUGUGAGACCACCGUGCUCCUGAACUCUGUAUAUGUGAGACCACCGUGCUCCUGAACCCUGUAUAUGUGAGAGUGCUUCUCUGUCCACACCAGUUCUGGUUUCAAAUAGUAAUUGCUACUAUUGACGGAGGUUGUCUAGUGCAAUGGAAUAGGCUAGUCCUAAAAGUACAAACACCAUCUAUCUGGAACUGCAGGCAGACUCAAUAAAGCAACAGUUCGAGGUAAAAAACAACAUCUCCAAAUACUAUUUGAACCGAAGUCGAACCCACCCAACUCCGAGAGGAUAGGAGCCACAGCAUGGUAAAAAGGUGUCAUUGACCGAGCCUGCAGACGUGGAGAUGCCCUCAUUUUGACCCCGGGGAAAGUGUUCUUAGAACACGCCCCCCCCCACCGAUGAUCGUUGCCCUUGGCAACCCUUAUCAGAUAGAUUAGCACCUCUAAUAUAAGUGGCCGGUCGAGGCUCCUCUAGUCUCAUUUACACCGAAUUCAGGAGUCCAGUCUCUGCUCUCUUCAACAUGAGGACAGCACAGUACAUUGCCCUCUUCAUGUUCCUGACUCUGCUCUGCCCAAUCCAGGUGCAGACCGCUCCUGUGCCUGAGGAUUGGACGGGCCUGAUCACCCGAGCCAAGCGCUCUCUCCUUUGGCGGUGGAAUACUCUGAAGCCCGUUGGCACAAGCUGCAGAGAGCACGACGAGUGCGGGACCAAAUACUGCAGGAAAAAGACCUGUUCGUUCCAGGUUUUUAUAUCUUGAACUGAAAUAUAUAACUCUGGACACAGCCAGAACACUCAAUGGAGAAGCAACAAUCAAUGGAGCCUGUCAAUGAAAUGCCUAACUGUACAAACUGAUUUCACAGGAUUUUAAUUGGCCCGCCAAAUAUUUGGUAAAAACAGCUCGAUAACCACUUCCUAACUGAUAAAAAAAUAA